UUUGCGUUUUGUUAGGGAUGAAGAGGAGUACUAAUACGACGUCGUCAUCGUCCUCGCGAACCCUAGAAUUUACGGUACUAUCAGGGGAAGAUCUGCGAUUGGAUGGAAAACCAAUCAAGAAGGGCGCGUUCGUAGUUGUGAAGAUCGAUCCUCUGAACCGUUUUACAACGAAGAUCGACGCCGAAGGCGGAAGCUACCCUUAUUGGGAGGACAAGUUUGUGAUGGAGUUGCCCGCGAAUUCACGGUUUGUAACAGCAGAGGUGAGGUGCAAGAACAACGGUAGGAUUGUUGGGAAGGCUACGAUGCCGGUUUCGGAUAUCGAGGGAGAGUAUACGCCGUUGGAUUAUUUGCACUUCUUGAGUUAUCGAUUAAGGGACGAGAGAGGGUUGAAGAACGGCAUUGUUAACGUUUCGGCGAGAUUAAAGGUUCGGGGAUAUGCAGGUAGUUCGUUGACGGCAGCAAAGCCGGAGAUGGGAUUGCCUACUUAUGCAGGUGGCGUCGUGACUGGAGUUCCGGUUGGUUAUCAUGCAUAACUUUGCAAGAGAUUUUUUUUUUCUUUGUAAGGGAUAUAUUAUGAUA
Tripterygium wilfordii is the source of this 579-nucleotide messenger RNA. Its product is annotated as BON1-associated protein 2-like. The coding region runs from base 18 to 533 and encodes 171 amino acids. Gene Ontology annotation, biological process: defense response. The record is from RefSeq and is a predicted model, not a curated record. The transcript has a single exon. NCBI's taxonomy places the organism in Eukaryota, Viridiplantae, Streptophyta, Magnoliopsida, Celastrales, Celastraceae.